Molecule: messenger RNA, 654 nt
Organism: Mercenaria mercenaria
Lineage: Eukaryota; Metazoa; Mollusca; Bivalvia; Venerida; Veneridae
Exons: 1
Coding region: 1-654 (217 amino acids)
Source: RefSeq, a predicted model, not a curated record
AUGACGGUUGCUAUGAGCACUACAAUGUGUACUGUGAGCACUACAAUGUGUACUAUGAGCACUACCAUGGAUACAAUAGGUACUACGAGCCCUACAAUGGGUGCUAAGAGCACUACAGUGUGUACUAUGAGCACUACACUGGAUACUAUGAACACUACAAUGGGUGCUAUGAGCACUACAAUGGUUACUAUGAGCACAACAGUGGGUACUAUGAGCACUACAAGGGUUACUAUGAGCACAACAGUGGGUACUAUGAGCACUACAUUUGGUGCUAUGAGGACUACAAUGAGUGCUAUGAGCACUACAGUAGGUACUAUCAGCACUACAAUGGGUGCUAUGAGCACUACAAUGGGUACUAUGAGCACUACCAUGGGUGCUAUGAGCACCUCAAUGGGAACUAUGAGCACUACAAUAGGUACUAUCAGCACUACAAUGGGUGCUAUGAGCACUACAAUGGGUACUAUGAGCACUACCAUGGGUGCUAUGAGCACCUCAAUGGGAACUAUGAGCACUACAAUGGGCGCUAUGAGCACUACUAUGAGUACUAUGAGCACUACAGUGGGUACUAUGAGCCCUACAAUGGAUACUAUGAGCACAACAAUGGGUGCUAUGAGCACUACAGCAGGUACUGUGAGCACUACAAUGGAUAAUUAG